This is a messenger RNA of Corylus avellana, 1760 nucleotides long. RefSeq names its product Methylenetetrahydrofolate reductase family protein. Gene Ontology annotation, cellular component: mitochondrion. The record is from RefSeq and is a predicted model, not a curated record. Gene Ontology annotation, molecular function: proline dehydrogenase activity; FAD binding. NCBI's taxonomy places the organism in Eukaryota, Viridiplantae, Streptophyta, Magnoliopsida, Fagales, Betulaceae.
GAGAGAUUCCUCGAAAGUGUAGAGAGAUUCCAUAUUUUGGAAAGUGAAAAAUCAACCUUUUGAUUCCACACCACUCGUAUAGUUUAUGGCAAACCGUGUGCUGAGAAGUCUCCGCAACUUGAUCACCAGGCCUCUCACCUCCUCAACCUCACCAUCAUCAGCGUCAUCGUCAGCCGCCGUCGAUCACAUCGCGAAGCCGGAACCCACGUUCCAAAAGCCACCAGCAAGCGCGCCGCUCAGACUCGACGAUGCCGAGAAGCUCUUCUCGUGCGUGCCGACGUCGAAGCUCCUACGCGCCUCCGCAAUCCUCCACGCCGCGGCCAUCGAGCCCAUGGUGGAUUUCGGGACGUGGGUCAUGCGGUCCAACCUCAUGCACGUGGGCGUGACCAGGGGCGCCGUAUUGGGCGCCCUGAGGCACACCUUUUACGAGCACUUCUGUGCCGGCGAGGACGCGGCCGCCGCCGGAGAAUCCGUGCGGUGUCUCCACCUUUGUGGGCUCAGAUCCAUGCUCGAUUACGCUGUGGAAUACGCCGGCGACAACGACUCAUCUGAUCGUAACUUGGAGGCCUUCCUUCACACCGUUGAGUCUGCCACGUCUCUUCCACCUUCUUCCGUGAGUUGUCUGGUUGUGAAAAUCACCGCGAUUUGCCCAAUGAAGCUGCUUGAGCGGGUGAGUGACUUGUUGAGAUGGGAAUACAAAGACCCUUGUUUCAAUCUGCCAUGGAAGAAGCUGGAAACCCUCCCCAUUUUCUCAGGUUCAACCCCUACAUAUCACACCCUUAAGAAGCCUGAACCAUUGACCCCAGAAGAGGAGAAUGAUCUUGUGCUAGGCCACCAGAGACUGCUAAAAAUAUGCCAAAAAUGUCUAGAAGCCAAUAUCCCUCUAACAGUUGAUGCAGAGUAUAGUUCCAUUCAACCCGCCAUUGACUAUUUCACCUACUCUUCUGCAAUCAUGUACAACAAAGAUGACAACCCAAUUGUGCAUGGAACAAUUCAGGCAUACUUGAAAGAUGCCAAAGAGAGGUUGUUGCUGGCAUCAAUGGCUGCAGACAAAAAGGGAAUCCCCAUGGGGUUCAAGUUGGUGAGGGGAGCUUAUAUGUCAAGUGAAAGGAAACUAGCUUCUUCAUUGGGCUUUGAAUCUCCUAUACACAAUUCUAUACAGGAUACGCAUGUGUGCUACAAUGACUGUGCUUCUUUCUUGCUAGAAAAGAUUUCCAAUGGCCCUGGAGCACUUGUUCUUGCCACUCACAAUGUUGAAUCAGGGAGAAUUGCAGUGGCAAAAGCAAAUGAUUUGGGUAUUGGGAAGUUGAACCAGAGGCUGCAAUUUGCGCAGCUAUAUGGAAUGGCUGAUGCGCUUUCCUUCGGCUUGAGAAAUGCAGGGUUUCAAGUGAGCAAGUACAUGCCUUUUGGGCCUGUAGAGAUGGUCAUGCCAUACCUUCUAAGGAGGGCUGAAGAGAAUAGAGGUCUUUUAUCUGCUUCAACCCUUGACAGGCAACUCAUGAGGAAAGAGUUGAAGAGGAGACUGAUGGCAGCUGUUUUCUAAAGGCGAAGAAGAUGUAGUAUUUGAACAAUCUGUACAAAUAUAAUUGGUCUUAUGAUUGCAAAUUUGAUGACUUCUGAUGAAGCAAGCAGCAUUUCUUUUCUUUGGAAGAAACUUAAGCAAACAAGUUACAAGAUCAAGCAUGCUACUUUGAUACAUAACUUGAAACAAAUACUUUUUCCUUUCUUCCUUGAGAAAUCAAGGCAAUUACUUGUACCCC